AACCUUAUUCACCAAAUCACGCGGCUGCCAACAGUUGCCCACAACCCAUCCCCCACCACCUCCAAUCCUUGCGCCCCAGGCCCAAACCACUGCCCGCCACAACAUUUCUUUCGUGGGUGAUCUGUCUCCCUUACCCUCCUCCCACCAUCUCUUUCUCGCAGGAUCCAGAACCCCACAGAGAUUGACAAGAAACCCAAAAUCGCCCUCACUUUUGGAGAUUCGAAUGGACACGACCACCGACGAGCGAAACAGAGGAACGAAGACUAUAACCCAGACCUGAGUUGUUAGAUCUGGAAUUCAGGAGCUAAAACAAAGCGGUGGGGAGGUUUUUUCAUCACCGGCGACGACGAUAGAAUUCUCGCACUAGUGUGGCGAAGAGAUUUUGAUGGGCUGAAGGCUGAGGCCGGCGAGGUGAAGAUACAUAAGCCAAAGAAUAAUGCUUGCAGUGAUUCUCGAUUUGGGAAGCGGCCAUGGAAGAGAGUUGAUGCUGCAUAUCCUGAAAGGAAGAAACCUUGUCCAAGCUAUGAAAGGAACCCUGAAACAGAGAAAUCACUCAAACCCAGAAAAGGUUUAUAGAGGAAACGAGGAGCUCCAACAAAGGCAAAGUCCAGAAAAGGCCAUUCUUCUGGCAACAACACUCCUCCAGGUUUGGCUGAUUCCUUCCAAACCGUUUACAACAAGCACAUGGAACGUUCUACUUAUAUGGUACAAGUUCUGAAGUUCAUUUCCUGCACUAGUUUCAUAACCCUGGUUUUUUCAAUAAUCAAAACAUUAACACUCUACUGUCGUUCUUUUUGGCCCAUAUGAUGUGCAUGGCGGUGAGAUUUUCUGAAGCCACGAAGUUGUCACUGAAGAAAACUGUUCAACUUCAGGACCCAAUUGGGAAAUGUGGACAAUUUCUGUAAUCUCGGUAGGGAAGGGGCUUCAGAGACGGUUCAGUAAUGGGUGGCGUGCCUUGGCUGCUGCGAACGACGUGGCUGUCGGAGACAAAAUUGAGUUCAGUUACAGGCCUGAAUCGGGUUUGAUCCAGGUGAAGAUACACGAAGAAAGGUGUGAUGUUGACAACGUUCCUGAAGUUGGGAGGAAACAGCCAUGGAAGAGAAGUGGAUUUUGUCGAUCUAGAAAGGAUCGCAGUGGUUGAUUGAAAAAAAAGGUGACUUCACUAUUCUAGUGAUUGGUUUAACCUGGAAACUAAUUGUACUCUUAUGGGAUUUUCAAGAGACCAAUGUUGUUUAGGAUUAAACUUACUACCUUCUUGUUUGUGGCUCAUGGUGGGUACUGAUGAAAGAUGUUAUAUGCCCUUGGAGUUGUCUUACAUAUGAUGGAUUGUAAUGAUAUCUUGUGAACAUGGUGUAUGGAUGACAUGGAUUGGAGUUCAGUAGAGGAAGCAAAUAUCUUUUGGGUGUAAUUCUGCAGACUGCUGUCAUAGCUUUCAUGAUUCGGGUGUGUUGUAGAGUAUGUUAUCAUAUGAUAGUAGAACUUGUUUGG
Molecule: messenger RNA, 1488 nt
Organism: Linum tenue
Lineage: Eukaryota; Viridiplantae; Streptophyta; Magnoliopsida; Malpighiales; Linaceae
Source: the annotation of a GenBank genome assembly